CUAGAGAGCAAAUUGAAAAGCACCAAAUCUGCGGAAACAAAGAGAGUUGUCAGAACAUAAGAGCGAAAUUUAAAGCACGUCUAUCCCAAACGAGAAGUUUUUCGGUGCCGGGUGGGUAUAUCCCACUUGGUACUUGCUCAGCGCAUCCGGGCCGUUCAACACACUUUUGAACGGCUCGAAUUGAAACUCUAUCUCUCCUCCCACCCCAACACUUUCUUUCUCCUGUUUCUCUCUCCAAAUCCUUCUUAAUAUACAGAGCAAGAAGACAAAGUUUUAAUUGGAAAAGGAGUCGGGAAUUCUAGUCCUGUAACAUUAGGCGGUGGCCUCCGAGCACGGGAUUUCUCCAAUCGGCGAAAAAAACAAGAACUAAAGGGUGAAAACGGUAAUAUGUACAAAACACAAACCUAUAAAAAGAGUCGAUGUGCUCUGCUCCGGCACCCUCUGCUUUCAGCGCUGAACAAGAAAACCAAGCUUAGACAUCGAUGGGGAGACAGAGAGAGAGCCAUGAUAGAGAUCAACUUAGAGAGACAAGAGGGAGAGAGAUUUCGCACGAACAAGAACUCGAAAUCAAGCCCUGCUCUCUCUCCUUCGCAGAAACCCUAGACCCGCAUAAACUGCAGGAGCCAAGCUCGCUUCAAGUGGAUCACAUUGACCUCAGCAAUUGGGUUUUGUUGACUAGGGAUGAUUCUGCGGAAUACGUCCCAAGCGAUAUUAAAGCGAAAGAGGAUGGGGGAAAAGAGGAGAUGGGUGUUGAUAGCCCAGAUGAGUUAAUUCUCUCUGCUAAUAGGGAAGCAAUGACUCCUGAAAGUGAAGAGAGUUCGGAGGAAAAAGAUGAUUUGCGGGAUGCAGGGGUAUACGAGUCAACCAAUGUGACACAGGAAGAUAGGGAUGUCUUGCUGAAAGAACUUGUUAGUCUUCGGCAUCACCUCAAGGCUCUUACCGGUCAACAAUCAUCACUUGAGGGGAAUAUCAGUGGUCUGGUUGAUGGACCUCAUCAAGCAGAAACGGUAGAGGUUGAGAAAAAGAUAUCAUUGUCUGAUAAUCCGUUCGUUGAUAUCAUGCAUGAUUGCUCCAAUUUUGUUCGGAAUGCUUUGGAUGUGCGGUUGCAGGAGGAAACAAUUAGAGAGUUCCAAGCCAUGCUUUCUAUGAAGGGUCAAGAAAUUGAAUAUCUUCACGCAAAGCAGGUUUAUGAAGGACAACAUCAUUUUCAGGCUGUUGCAGACAGGGUGUUAGCUUCUCUGGCCAUGAUGGUUACUGAAGAAAAAUCGAUUGAUGAUUCCAUUAUGUCUCGUGUUGAGAAGACCACUUCUCUUCUAAUUGAGAAAUACAAUCACUUCCUUUCUGAAAUUUAUCUCCUUCAGCAGUGCUUGACUGAGGUCGGGUCAGAUUCUAGUGUACAAAAUGACUUUGGGACAACUUUUCUUGCUACACAUGAUGUCUUGCUCGAGCUUAAAAGAAAGGAAGUAGACUUGGCUCAGAAACUAAGUAAUUUGGAAGACAAAAAUAAGAAGCUAGUGGAACAGCUUGACAAAGGGGAAAAAAUGGUGGAGCUGGCAAAUGGAGAUGUUGGAAAACUCAAAGUGGAACUUGAACAUGAGAAAACCAAGUAUGCUAAUACCAAAGAAAAGCUUGGUUUAGCUGUGACAAAAGGCAAGGCCUUGGAGGAUCGGAUGAAUGAAAGAGAAGCAGAAAUCUCAUCCUUACGCAACGCUUUGUUGACUAAGGAAAAAGAGGCUGAAGAAGCUUUCAUGUUGGCAUCCCAGUUGGAAUCCCUCAGUGAUAAGAUAGAUGAUGACACUGAAGUCCCUUUUGCCAACUCUGGACAAGCUCAGAUGAUGGGUGGAGCGAGCAGACCAAAAUUAACAACAAAUGAUAUAGUGGCAUAUCUCAAGGCAGUUGAGGACAUAUUUCAAGACAAUAAGCAGAAAUACAAUGAUUUCCUUCAUGUUAUGAAAGAUUUCAAUACUAAUAGAAUUGACAGGACAGGUGUCAUAGAAAGAGUGAAAGAAUUAUUUAGAGGGCAUCGAGACCUACUUUUAGGUUUCAAUAUCUUUUUGCCAAAGGGCUACGAGAUCACCCUUUCAAUGGAGGAUGAUCCACUUCCUGCCAAGAAACCUGUUGAGUUUAAAGAAUUAAUUAAUUUUGUCUACAAAAUUAAGACAAGGUUUCAAGGCGAUGAUCAUGUGUAUAAAUCUUUUCUUGAUAUUUUGAAUUUGCAUCAGAAGGAAAACAAAUCCAUUACCGAGCUCAACAAGGUGGUUACACAGCUUUUACGUGACCACCCUGACCUGCUUGUGGAGUUCACGCAUUUUCUACCUGAUUCUUCAGCAUCAGCCUCUAUUCCUCACACUCCGUCUGGUAGGAAUUCUGUUUUGCGAUGUGAUGACAGGAGCUCACCCUUGCCUGCAAUGAAGCAUAUAGGAAAGAAUUCCAUAGUUCCGCAUGUUGACCAUGACCUGAGUGUUGAGCGGCCCAAUAUAGGCCAUGAUAAAGCACUGCUGGGAGCUGACAAAGAGCAGGGAAGGCGCGGUGAAAAAGAGAGAAGAGAGCGGAAAUCUGCUCAUAGGAUUGAAGACUCUGUCGCUGACCAAUUCCACCAGGGUGGGGAAGGCGUGGAAAACUUUGGCAUGCAACCUGGUCCAUGCUCACAUGAUGAUAAGUCUGCCAUGAAAGAGUGUGAAGCAGGAGAUACUGAUUUCCAUGAUUCGGACCGUGCAAACAAGGCUCCAUUGCAGCAUCAGAUGAACCCCUUAUCUCAUGAGAAGGAAGAACUGCAGUCAACCCUAGUGAAAAAAGUUCUGGAAAUUAAACAUCUGAAGGAGGAAGUUGAACAACAGAUUUUAGACAAGCAAGACUACAAGAAUAUGAAGAAUGAAGUACUUGAGCUGGAGUUGGCUUUGGAAAGUAUUAUUCAGAAGUUGGGACGUAAUGAUUUAGUUGAAGACCCAAAAACUGUUGGUGUUAGAGGAAGCAUACCUGUUUUAAGAAGAAAGGUUAUGGCUGUGAUUUUGGAAUCUGAAAAUUCAAAAUCCAAAGCCCAAGAACUCAGUGCCAAGUUGCUUGCAAGCCAAAAGGUCAUGGAUGAAUUGUCGACUAAGGUUAAAUUUCUUGAAGAUUCUAAACAAGUUAGGUCUGUUUCACCUGAUGUUGCCCGGGAGUCAAGGGUCUUUGAUGCACCAACGGCCCUUAUAUGCUUUGGCCUUCUCUUGAUUUUAUAUCUUAUCGUGUAGCAGUUGAUUAUUAUUUGACUGAUGAGCGUUUGUUACCGCCUCCUUAUUUUUCUCUUAUAGUUUUAGCUUGUUUGAGAUGUACAUAAGUUUCAUCAUUUUGAACUUCCAUGGCUUCUAAGAUGUUUGGUUGAGUUAAGAUAUAUAGAAGACCCUCCCGGUGUAUAUUUUGAGUUUCUCUCAAA
Molecule: messenger RNA, 3412 nt
Organism: Rhododendron vialii
Lineage: Eukaryota; Viridiplantae; Streptophyta; Magnoliopsida; Ericales; Ericaceae
Product: trans-Golgi network-localized SYP41-interacting protein 1-like
Exons: 11
Coding region: 483-3230 (915 amino acids)
Biological process (GO): negative regulation of transcription by RNA polymerase II
Cellular component (GO): histone deacetylase complex; chromatin
Molecular function (GO): transcription corepressor activity
Source: RefSeq, a predicted model, not a curated record